UAGUCUACUUGUUGAAGAUGGUGAACGUGUUUCCGGGCGGCGUGUGGGCGAACGAAGUGGCGAAGACGUACGCGUUGAAGUACAACGAGACUCUGCCCGAGAACUGGCUGACCAUGCUGGCCUCCUGUCCGGCACUCUCCAUGUCGGCCACCAUAAACGGUGAAGUGGUGCUUUACGCUGACACCACCAGACUGCAGCAGCAGCAGCAGGCGGAGGAUGUCGCCGACAUUAACGAAGCAGAACUAAGACUGAGUAAUUCUGAGAUUCAUUCGCCGCUAGAACAGGAAAUAGUCCCCAUUACGGAAACGGUCCUGCCGUCUGAUAACUGCUGGGAUGUUUUCAUCUCCAAUUUGGAAUCCAGCAACGCAGUCUAUGUCAGGCUCAUCGGCGAACAAUACAGUGGGAAGUAUGAAUCUAUGAUUGAUGAAAUGGAAAGAUACUAUUCGGAAGGGUUUGGCUCGAGAGUUCCACUGGAAGCAAUCGAAAUUGGCUUGCUCUACGUCGGGCAGCUGAAUGACGCAUGGUUUCGCGUGUGUGUGUACGACAUACUCGAAGACGAUCAACACUUCAAUUGUUUACUGAUCGACGUCGGCGAGUGGGAGAAAAUCAAGAAAUGUGAUGUGUAUUAUAUGGAAAGACAAUUUUGCCGUCUACAGCGUCAGGCUGUGCUGUGCUCUCUAGCGGAAAUCGACAAAUUGGAAGACGACGUACUCUAUAACGAAAUCCAUGAGCUUCUGUUUGGCAAAGUGUUCGUGGCUACCGUCGACUCACGAGACGACGAUAGUAAUGAGUAUAGUGUGACAUUACAUGACACGUCAGUCGAUCCCAAUGUCAAUAUCAACAAAAAAAUCCGGAAUCUCAUCGACUCAAUGCAUCAGCCUCUCAAUUUACUCAAAAGCAGUGUGAUCAAAGAGGUGUACGUGAGUCACAUCAAAGAGAACGGCAAUCUGUUUGUGCAGCUGCAGACGCCUCACUUCGACGAGCUGACAAAGCUGUGCCAACAACUGGACGAGCAACACAUUGUGACGCAUCGAGUGCCGUCGGCCGCCCUCCUCACCAAAGACAAGCGCUACUUGGCCAAGUUCUCUGCUGACGGCGAGUACUAUCGCACUGCUCUCACCGGCGAGCCCGCACCUCACGACAACGAGGUGGAGAUGAUGUUCAUCGAUUUUGGAAACGUAGAGAAAGUGAAUGUGGCUGACAUUUCUAAAUUGGAGGUGCUUUCUCCUGCUCUCUACAAAAUACAUCCUCAGGCUGUUGAGGUGAAACUGCACGAGGUGACGGUGGACCAGACGGGCUACAAGAAGCUGAAGGAGCUGAUCCCGGUGUCUGAGAUGGUGCUUGUGAGGGUGUUGGACGACGCGUGCGCACCACCGGAAGUGGAGGUGUUUCGCAGGCACGUGCAGGCAGACGGCACCAAUCAACUCGUCUCUGUCAACUCCACCAUCGCCUUUGAACAGUCACUCGCCAAGACCAACCAGUUGCGCAGGUCGAUCAGAAGGAAAGGAGAAGUUACUUCAGCGGCCCCCCAAGCACCAUCCCUCUCCCCCAAUGGCUCUCCGCCUCGGAUCACCAACAAUAAAAUUCCAGAGACAGUGCAUCACAAACUGGUCGCCCCCCACAUCCCCGAUAACAGUAGUGAGUUUUUCGACGUCUACAUUCUACUGGCUGUCAAUCCGACUAAUUUUAUGAUUCAACCGCUUACUACAGUGCGCAAACUGGGUGAGCUGACAUGCGAGAUGACGCGCUUCUACCAGCAGCACGCCGGCCAGUUUGCUGUCAGGUCAGACGACCUAAUCGUGGGCGGGCUGUACGCGGCCCUCAGCGAUGGCGAAUUUCUCCGUGUGACUCUGGCGUCGAAAGUGGACAGCACCAUGCUGUCGGUGUAUGUGUGUGACAGCGGGGACUACCGCAUUGUCGACGUGGACGACCUCAGGUACCUCGACGCCAGCUUCACCAAGCUGCCCUACCAGGCCGUCAAGGCUACACUCUUUGGGAUCCGCGCAGUGGACGGUGAUUGGAGCACUGAGAGCUGCUUCUUCUUCCAGCGGCUGGUGGUCGAGAAAGACCUCGUGUCGGUAGUGAAGGAGAGGAUCCCCGACCCACAGGGCAAGCAUCCGUUUAUGCUCAGUCUCAUUCUCAUCGAUACAAGCGGCGUUGAAGACAUUAAUAUUAGACAUGAACUCGUCAAAAACAACAUAGCGGUGCUCACCGUAAACACGCAAAGCACGUGAUUGGUGCUUUAGCGCGUCUUUAUAGUUACUAAGCUUUUCUAUCAAAAUCUGUUGACUGAAUUUCCUUCAAACUUUGUUCAAUUGAGAAAGUUUCCAUUUUGUCUCAUCCAAGAUGAGUACCAAUUUUCCAAAUAUUAAACCAAAACACCUUAGCAUGGUACUGAUCCCGAUUAAGUUCGAUCGAAAAUUAAAUUUGAUAUCGCCCUUUUUUCUAAUCAUCAUUAGCUCAGCAGGUACUAUUGUUCUGCCAAUAAGUUCUGGCCCUGGCUCAGAAAGUUCUCUAAACGGUAAUAAUAUUUUCUAGUCUUGAUCAACUACAUCACCUACGUCUCAGGAACCAUAAUAAUUAUAAUGUAUAAUCAUGUUUCGUAUCUCACUGCAGUUGCCAUUAUUAAUUUUGUAUUAUUAUUAAGUGUAAAUUAUAUUGCAAAUGUUUCUGGCUUACAUGAAAACAAUGAACAGUGCAAUAAUAGUAAAGUGAUAUAUGCAUGGGUAUAAAACCCGUUGGAAGGUAAUUUUGAGUUACUUGUCUUAUUUUUUGAAGAGAAGUACUUUUUUCCAGAUUUCGAAAGGAAUAAUAUUAUAGAAGAAGAGAUCUAAACAUAUUUAAACAUGAUAAUAUUUUUUAUGUAUGCCGAAGGCAUAUUCAUUGCCGAAGGACCUUCUCAGACUUAUGAACCCAUCCGUGUUUUUAAAAGUGAAUGUUAUAUUACACACUACUUCAACCACUUGUAAUUUCAGAUUUUUGACUUUGAUAAUAUCUUCAAAUAGGUGAAGAUAAGGUGAAGGUAGGAAACUUGGGCCUAUGAAGAAAGGAAUUUACCUUUCUUGAUAUUAGUAAAGGGUGAUAGGCCUACUGCAUUGGAGAUUCUUAUUGAAUAAAAGGACUGGACGUUGUCAUAAUCUCUUAUACAUUGAAUAAAAUGAGAAACUAGUUUCAAUUAGACCCUUAUUUUUAUCCAUUUAACAGAAUUCGGGGCCUUCCCUUUAGUGACUCCAUAAAAAAACAUCAUAAGAAUAUAUUGCUAGAGAUCGAUAAUUUGUGUGACCAUGUAAACUGUAUUCAUGAUUUUUCAAUGAAUUUGAAUGUAUUUUACUCGUGAUGUCUUCUAUCCGUUUUAUUCAAAAGACAUUGUGAUUUAGAGGAUUUAGAUCCAAUAAGGAAGAGAUAAAUUUUUUGAAAAUUCAUGAUAAUGAACAAUUUUUUGUCUUCAUUGGACUAAUUAAAGAAAAUUGAGAGUUGAACCACUUUAAAAUUCGUAAUAGAAUUGGUGACAGGCUGAACCCCAAUUUUAAUUACCAAUCCAGAUACAUAAGAUACGAUAAAAAGAACACGAGUUAUAUAGAUAUGUAUCAAGAGGCAGAUAGACCUAUUAGUUUUGAGGUCAACCUGGCGUGACUAGUCAUGAAAAGUCGUAGUGACCAACAUGCAGCUGUUAGAGCCAUCGAUUUAUGCUCAAUCAAUUUGUUGGUAUAGUAAAUCAAUAUUAGCUUCCGCUUUACGACAUUAUUGUCAAGUCUUAUGCCUCCGCUACACUUUCGCCGAGUUUCGAAUGUCAACAUCUCCGAUUGACAUAAAUCGGAGUGAAAGAGAGAGAGAGCGGUGGUUCACACUCGCGUUCGUCGUCAUUCGUACCAACUCCGUGAGAGUAAAGCGCCGGCUUCAAAGAGCCUUUCGGCUUCUACUCAAAUAGGCACUAUCUCAGCUUACAUAUCCCACUCAAUAAUAAUAAUAAUAUUAGGUAUUAUCAAUCAAUUAUUAAUACAGGUUAGAAAUUAAAAUGCAGUAUUUCAGUUUGAAAGUGUUUUCCCCAACACUUGUAAUAGCUGAUUCCUGCAUGCCGCGCAGAAAACUGAAACGGUCGUGUUCAAAUGAAUUGAAUCGAUGUGCAAUAAACUUUUAGAAUGACCAAUGAAUAGGCAUUAGUCCAAUUAAUUAGACCUUCCAGAUUCAUCAGCAAUAAUUACUUUCUUUCGAUGAACUUCAAAAUUUUUCUCUUGAUUCACGAAUUAUUCUUCUUCCUCCAAUAAUCGUUCACUUAUGCCAAGAGCAAGUUGCUUGAUCUCUUCCAUCUCUCUUCUUGAGAACGAAUUUCCAGGAGCGAUGAGGACAUAACAAUAGUAGACGUUUAAUGAGCAUAAUGACAGCUCAAGGCCUUCGUGAUUUGCGUUAGUCAAUAAGUAGCAAAAAGUUCAGGUACUUUGAUUCAUAUGAAAGUUCAUCGUGGUCGUUAAUAUAACAGUAAAUAACUUAUUUCAAAAAUGAAUGUAGUGUAUGACUUUCUGAAAGGGCCUUCAACGUAGUUUUAAAAACCUUUGCUGGCUGAAAUAAUAAUAUAUAUUCUUUCAGAAUGUUUGUUUGCACUUCAAAGGCAUGUUAAGAUAAAGAAACCUGUUGCAUUUAACAUGUAGAAGAUAGUGCCAGCUCUAUCCUUUGAAUACUACUGUUUUCAUUCGCAUUGAAUUGAAUAUUUUUUAGUUUCACUAAAUAUUUUAUGAAGCAUUGUUAUUUCAGACCUGCGUUCCACGACACAACGGUACUUGCUAACUGCUUCCACACGUGUUUAUGGUUACACUUAGUUUUACAUUAUAUCGAUUCAUUAAAUUUGUCUUGGAUACUCAUUAUUUUGUUAAACUUCAAGAUGAACACUUGUUGAGCGUUCAAAAUUUUCGAUUUUAUCUUAGCAAAAAACAUUUAUGAAUAUAUCUUAUAAAAUAAUUUACAUUUUUGUGAUCAUUCUAUUGUGAUCUUUCUAUCACAAUUCUAACUUUGAGCACUGAUUAUUCCUUGUAAGAUAUAAGUCUUAAUAUGCGUAAAAAAGCUCAAAUUAUCAAAGUUCGCAAUAAUGUUAUCGAUUUUGGUCAUGAUUGGCAUGAUUGACGUGUAAUAUAGUUAUCCCGUACGCUAUACGAUUCAAUUGUUUGGAAUUUUAUGUUUUUUCAAUAAUAUUCAGGAUAUUCUGAAUGUUUGUAAAUGAUUUCGUGACCCGAGUGUUGGUAAUUUUAUUUUCUUAAUAAAUAGUUCGACAUUA
Messenger RNA from Nilaparvata lugens (brown planthopper), 5266 nucleotides. RefSeq names its product tudor domain-containing protein 7. The coding region runs from base 18 to 2234 and encodes 738 amino acids. NCBI's taxonomy places the organism in Eukaryota, Metazoa, Arthropoda, Insecta, Hemiptera, Delphacidae. Gene Ontology annotation, biological process: spermatogenesis. The record is from RefSeq and is a predicted model, not a curated record. The transcript has 12 exons.